Molecule: messenger RNA, 540 nt
Organism: Ramularia collo-cygni
Lineage: Eukaryota; Fungi; Ascomycota; Dothideomycetes; Mycosphaerellales; Mycosphaerellaceae
Exons: 1
Coding region: 1-540 (179 amino acids)
Source: RefSeq, a predicted model, not a curated record
AUGGCUUCAGUACAUAUUCUUCUUCUACUCCAGGCUCAAAGACGAUCUAACACCUGGCAGUCUACGUCCGUUUCGUAUCACCCUCUGCAGCAGCUCAAGAUCCCAUCCAACGACGAGCGCGCACAAUCCGAAACCAAGCUCGAAAUGCCACCCGCUCCUUCGCCUUUCCCCGAUUGCACAGAAGCCUGGUCCGACAACUUCUUCCUCCCCGACAUCCCCCCUCCACUAAGCGCAGACGAGCUACGCGCCGGCCUCGCCACAUUACCACAGGAGCUCUACGAUAUCAUCUACGAGAAGAGCUUCAAAUUCAACCACAAGGAAGCGCUGCCGAUUCCUAUCUACUACAAUACGGCUGGCAGAAUUGUCACUACUUGGAAACCUCCGAUGCAGCUGCAGAUUGACCAUAAGAUGCGCGAGGAAUAUCUUCGGACCUAUUAUGGAGGUAAGGCGAUUUGGUUGGCGGAUCUUGAGGGCGAGGAGUGUGAUUUGGUUAAGUCUUUCAACUCUUGUCUGUGGAAGUUCGGUGGAGGAUGGACAUGA